AUGGAACCUCCCAGAUCACUUUUCAAUGUUAAACACAUAAUACUAGUCCUAUCGGGGAAAGGGGGUGUGGGAAAGUCGUCAGUCACAACCCAAACAGCAUUAACGUUAAUAAAUAAAGGGUUUAACGUUGGGGUGUUGGAUAUUGAUUUGACUGGCCCUUCAUUACCUAGAAUGUUUGGAGUAGAGAAGAAACAAGUUUUGCAAUCUACUAAUGGUUGGGUCCCUGUAACUGUAUAUAAGGGGGAUGUAGAGGUUAAAGCGGGAGAUAAAGAAGCUAAAGAAGAAGAUAAAGAAGAAGAUAAAGAAGAAGAUACAGAAGAUAAAGAAUCUAUACCUAAGGGUAGUCUUUCUUUAAUGUCACUUGGAUUCCUUCUUGGUGAUAGAGGUAAUUCCGUCGUUUGGAGGGGCCCAAAGAAAACAGCUAUGAUCAGACAAUUUUUGAAAGACGUCUCGUGGAACGGAGGUAAACUUGAAACCCCCUUGGAUUAUUUGAUCAUCGAUACACCUCCAGGAACUUCAGAUGAGCAUAUUGCCAUAGCAGAAGAAUUAAGAUACGCUUCGCCUAUUGAUGGAGCUAUAAUAGUCACCACUCCUCAACAAGUAGCUACUGCUGAUGUACGUAAAGAAAUAAAUUUCUGUAGAAAGAUCGAAUUAGAUAUACUAGGAGUGGUAGAGAAUAUGAGUGGAUUCAUUUGUCCAUAUUGUUCAGAAUGUACUAACAUUUUUUCCAGUGGGGGUGGUAAAACCCUUUGUGAAACUCAAAACUUGGACUACUUAGGUAAUAUUCCUAUCGACCCAAAGUUUGUGGAAUUAAUAGAAAUGCAAAAUGAUGAGAAUAACUUGGUUGAUUUAUACGAAACGUCAGAGUUAAAACCUAUAAUGAAUGAUAUCAUUGACAAGAUUUUAGAUAAAAACUUACCUUCACGUAUAUAG
Molecule: messenger RNA, 933 nt
Organism: Yamadazyma jaroonii
Lineage: Eukaryota; Fungi; Ascomycota; Pichiomycetes; Serinales; Debaryomycetaceae
Source: the annotation of a GenBank genome assembly